UUCAGUCUGGCGCUUCAGUCGUCAGGAUGGCUCGCUCGGUGACCCUGAUCUUUCUGGUGCUUGUCUCGCUGACCGGCCUGUAUGCUAUCCAGAAAUCCCCUCAAGUUCAAGUAUACACACGCCACCCACCGGAGAAUGGGAAGCCAAAUUUCCUCAACUGCUAUGUAUCGCAGUUUCACCCACCUCAAAUUGAAAUCGAAAUUCUGAAGAAUGGAAAAAAGAUCAACAACGUGGAGAUGUCAGAUCUGUCCUUCAGCAAGGACUGGUCUUUCUAUAUCCUGGCUCACACUGAAUUCACCCCCAGUGCAACCGACACAUACGCUUGCAGAGUUAAGCAUGUCAGUAUGAAGGAGCCCAAGACUGUCAUCUGGGAUCGAGACAUGUAAUCAAGCAUCAAGGCGCUCUGAAGAUUCAUUUGGACCAGUUUAAUUACAAACUCAGUUUCUAAUAUGCUAUACAAUUUAUGCACACAGUAAGAAAUAUGCAUCAUCUUCUUUAUAUCUUACUUUAAAUGUUUUAUGCAUGUUUUCAAAAAAAUUGGAAAAAUCCUGGUUAUCUGGAGUAAUAAAUCUUCAAUGAGUAUUUUGAUCAGAAUAAUAAAUAUAAUUAAGAACAAUUGUUGAUCAUA
Molecule: messenger RNA, 628 nt
Organism: Mus pahari (shrew mouse)
Lineage: Eukaryota; Metazoa; Chordata; Mammalia; Rodentia; Muridae
Gene: B2m
Product: beta-2-microglobulin
Exons: 4
Coding region: 27-386 (119 amino acids)
Biological process (GO): immunoglobulin production involved in immunoglobulin-mediated immune response; immune response; positive regulation of T cell activation
Cellular component (GO): MHC class II protein complex; MHC class I protein complex
Molecular function (GO): MHC class II protein complex binding
Source: RefSeq, a predicted model, not a curated record